Rhodamnia argentea is the source of this 1096-nucleotide messenger RNA. Its product is annotated as 50S ribosomal protein L27-like. Gene Ontology annotation, molecular function: structural constituent of ribosome. The coding region runs from base 225 to 668 and encodes 147 amino acids. Gene Ontology annotation, cellular component: ribosome. The transcript is spliced from 4 exons. NCBI's taxonomy places the organism in Eukaryota, Viridiplantae, Streptophyta, Magnoliopsida, Myrtales, Myrtaceae. Gene Ontology annotation, biological process: translation. The record is from RefSeq and is a predicted model, not a curated record.
UUCAUCCCUUUCAGGAGCUCCGCCGCAAGCACCAUCAGGCCGGUUCUCCUCCGUCGCGUCCAGUUCAUCUUCAUCCUCAAUCUCCAUCGUAGCUCAGCCGUGCCUGUCAGUUUCUCAGCUUCUGGCUCAUCGACGCUCCUUAAUCUUCGUUCUCGGCGGUGCUUUUUUUGCCGGUUAGACAAGGAACUUCUGGGUUCAAUUGAAACUGUGUGGGGAUCAAGACUAUGAGCUUCGCAACAUCAUUUUGUAGGAGAGUUAGCAUCAAAGAGCUUACCACCAGCAUCCCAAUUUAUAACAGUGCCAGUGAUGCAUCUGGCGGAGGAUUGAGUUUGCUGUUCAGGCGUUGGGCCACUAAGAAGUCGGCUGGAUCAACAAAGAACGGAAGAGACUCAAAACCGAAGAAUCUUGGAGUGAAGAAGUUUGGUGGAGAGAGAGUUAUACCAGGAAACAUCAUUGUUCGACAGCGGGGCACCAGGUUCCACCCCGGGAACUACGUUGGAAUUGGGAAAGAUCACACCCUCUUUGCAAUGAAAGAAGGGCUGGUGCAGUUUGAGCAGCACAAGCUCAGCGGCCGCAAGUGGGUGCACAUCAUUCCAAAGGAUGGCCACUCGCUUCACCCGGUGUACGCAGAGGCCGCCACCAUACCUGAGCUGAAGACAGCUACUUAAAACAACCCCAAUUCCGAAAUUCGGUGGUUCAGCACAAUUCCGUAUUUCACGCCCCUUUUCGCUACGAUAACUGCCAAAGUCGCUGGGUUAAAAGUCCACAGUUAUGGUGUCGUUUACCGAUCUCUUAUCUUCUUUUUUUAGGCACAGGAAAGAGCUCGAGGUACAAGCUGAAACGCUCGGGAUAAAAUAGCGAUGCAAUUGUUGCUCCACUCUUUGGGAAAUCAGACACCAAUAAGAACAGGACAGAUCUCUUUCACCUGUUGUUGUUUAUUGGAGGAUCUCAAGGGGUCCGUCUUCCUGUGUGAAAUUGCAUGAUGAGAAGAGCGACAUACAAUCAUUUGAGCAAGAUUUGUCUAAUUCAAUGGUUGGAUCACUGAGAAUUUUUCAAUAAACAUCUAAUGAGGAGAAAAUACUAACUAUGUGAUGAA